AGUAAAUAUAAAAGAGAGUGGUCUAGCAAGAGUGAUUAGACCCCUACUUCCUUGUAUUACAUCUGUCAUCAAAUUGUCAUUGAAUUCACUGUUGCUUUAUAUUAUAUAGCAUACACCACUUGCUUAGCUGCACUAUGCCGGCCAUAACUCACCCCGAAUUCAACACCAGCACUGAAGGCCUCGAAGUUGCAAAGGCUUUCAGUGAGGGUAUUCGUGGAAAGACGGUUCUCGUAACAGGCUGUAACCCAGGCGGUAUUGGGUAUACCACAUGCCAGGCAUUCGCAUCACAAGAUCCAUCUCACCUUAUCAUCGCUGGCCGUACGCCUUCCAAGAUUGACGAAUGCAUUGACCGGCUCAAGGCGCAAUACCCUACUGUAGACUACCGCCCUCUCAUCGUUAAUCUGUCUAGCCAGAAGUCCGUCCGAGCUGCUGCCGCUAAUCUUCUGUCUUGGAAUGAUGUUCCUACUAUUAACAUCAUUGUCAACAGUGCUGGCGUCAUGGGAAUCGCGGAACGCACUCUUAGUGAGGACGGCAUUGAAAUGCAUUUUGCUACGAAUCACAUCGGACACUGGCUACUCACGUGUUCCCUCAUGCCCAAGCUCAUCAAGGCUGCCGAGAAGAACCCCAAGGGAGCCACGCGAGUAGUCAACGUCUCAUCCGCAUCGCCUCAGCUAUGCACCAUGCGUUGGAGCGACAUGAACUUCGAAAAGCUGAACAAGGACCUACCUGAAGAAGAGCAACCAAACUACGAAAUGAUGGACCUGUGGGGCUACAAAGAUGUGCCAACUAAGUCGUACAUCGGCCUUGAAGGCUACAACGUAAGCAAGGUCGCAAAUGUGCUGUCCAGCGUUGCGGCAAACGGGCGCUUGUACGAUAAAUACGGCAUUCUCACCUUAGCCGUCCACCCAGGUGUUAUAAACACAGAGCUAGCCCGCAACUUCCCGCCAGAGAUUCUUGCGGCUAUUACGGCUUUGCUGGACUCAGGCGCCUACGCUGUCAAAUCAUUGGGUGCUGGAGCGUCAACUAGUUUAGUUGCAGCGCUAGACCCAAAACUAGGGCCAGGAGAAACAGUAGAUUGCAAAGAGAAUUACGGUGUAUAUUUGGAUGACUGUCAAAUCUCGGACAAAGCUCGACCUGGUUCAGUAUCGAGCUCUGCAGCCGAGAAGCUCUGGAAGCUGUCUGAGGAGCUAGUCAGGGAGAAGUUUCAGUGGUAAACAGCAUGUGCACCAGUUUUCAACAUUUGAUUUGCCUAGGUAUUGCCUUGUGUAUGCUUUCUGAGACGACUUGUAAACAAACCAUUCUCCAGAAAAAGGAGAAGAGCAGAGAUGGAGAAUGCAGACAGACAGGACAAGAAUUGGCUUAGAUGGGAGAUAAAUAAUAAAAAGCAAAUGCAUCA
This is a messenger RNA of Xylaria bambusicola, 1396 nucleotides long. RefSeq names its product putative short-chain dehydrogenase. The record is from RefSeq and is a predicted model, not a curated record. The coding region runs from base 135 to 1214 and encodes 359 amino acids. NCBI's taxonomy places the organism in Eukaryota, Fungi, Ascomycota, Sordariomycetes, Xylariales, Xylariaceae. The transcript is spliced from 2 exons.